UUGUAGUUAUCAAUCCGCAUAAAAAGGCCGAUUAUACCGGAGCAUUUAAGAGACGAAGCAUUUUAAAACUGUGGCUGGAGGUAGUAAAAGCCGACAUGAAAGUUUAUCUCUUUAUUGCAACGGUGAUAUUCGCAUUACAUAGAGUUGAAGGUCUAACAUGUUUACAGUGCAAAGGUGUUCCUAAGCCUCGGAUAUGCAACAAGGUCGUAGACUGCUAUGCUGGUGAAUCCUGUAGUGUAGAACAAGUGCUGAACGAGUUUGGAGAAAUUGUUUACAAUCUCGGUUGUCUGCCAAAUACGGUAUGCAACAAUUUCACCAAUAGUAUAAAUGGACAGCGAGUUACAUGUUCUGAAUGCUGCAAUUCUAAAGAUCUUUGUAAUUCCAAAGGCUGCAGCCAACAAGGUUACCCGGAGCAAAGAGGACCUAUAUGCUAUAACUGUCCUUUACAUACCGACAGUGGAAAGUGUCAUAAUAUUGAAUUCUGCUCUACUGGAGAAGUGUGUAAUAUUGUUGGGAAGAAUAUGUUCUCAGAGACUGUGUAUACAAGUAGCUGUAUAUCUAAACACGCUUGUAAACCAAUGGAAGGUAGCCACGUGGCUAUCAUUGGUAAACGUGACGUCAGCAUGGACAAAAGAAGUCACGAGCAACACAUAUGCGAUUCUUGUUGUUCAGAAGAUCUGUGCAAUAAAAAUUGCACCACAGCUCAGCUGUCUAUAGAUCCAUGUCAGUCAAAUCCUUGUAACCAUGGUACUUGCAAAUCUGACGGUCAUAACUUCAGAUGUGAAUGUGCUGCAGGCUUCACCGGAAUUAUAUGCGACACAGACAUAGAUGAAUGUUUAUCAAAUCCAUGUAUACAUGGAACAUGUAGUGAUCGAGUGAAUGGUUAUGUUUGUGUCUGUACUCAAGGGUACAGUGGAAACAAUUGCCAGCAUAUCUCUACAGACUGUGCUGAUAUUCUUCAUAAUGGAGAUAAUAAAGGCGACGGAAUUUAUACAAUUAUUACAUGGAAAACUCAUGAAACUAUUGACGUCUAUUGUGACAUGACUACAGAUGGUGGCGGUUGGACGGUUUUUCAGAACAGGUUUAAUUAUUCAGUAGAAUUCAACAGGAACUUCUCUCAGUACGAAAAUGGUUUCGGAAAUUUACACACAGAGUUUUGGCUUGGUCUCAAAUACAUUGAAGAAAUAGCAAAUCAAGGACUUUCUGAUCUACGAAUUGAUGUAGAGGCGCAAGAUGGGGCAACAGCUUAUGAAACAUUUGACCGUUUCUCACUUUCAUCAGGGCCAGCAUAUACUCUUCAUUUAGGAUCUACUAUUGCCAGCCUUAAUAUUUCUAAUGGAUUUGGUCCGUAUCAUAAUGGUUCCGAUUUUUCAACGGUCGACCAUGAUGAAGAUCACGGUUCUGGAAAUUGUGCUGUUACUUUUAAAGGUGGUUGGUGGUAUAAACACUGUUUUCAAUCAAAUCUUAAUGGGAAAAAAACGACAGUCACUCUUGGGAUUAUUUACAAUAGCUUUAUUAGUUCAACGACAUUAAUAGGAAGCAGAAUGAUGAUGAGAUCGAGUUGCCCACGUUGAAUUUAUCACAGCAAAGAAAUCCGAGUUGGAAACAAUAAGUGUCUGCAAAUAACACAACAAUAUAAUGAUAUAAUAUGAUUAUAUUAACAAAAACAAUAAUAGAACGACCAAUACCAUGAGCAUCGAAACCACAACAGCAAAUACAGAAACACUUUUAUCAAUUAUUUAGUGUUUUUGUCACAUCUGAGUUUCCUUAUUUAAAUAUAUCUAAAUUAAUAUUAAUUAGUUUAUACAAUCAAGUUUUAUUACGACAAACAUCUCUGCUACGCAUAAUGCAUAUAUUUUACUUUGUAGUCUUAAUUUCUCUUACUUUAAAAACUUGUUUUACUUUAAAAGAUGUUGAGGUUACAAUUUAAACAGAGAAUUAAUUGAUUGAUUUGUUAAGGUUAGCGAACUCAACUUAAAAUUUUAAUAAAUUGUACAGUCUGCAGUUGUGUAACCUAUUAUAUUUUAACGUCCCGUCUUGGAUUGGUGCCCGGAAGAAAUAGCCACACACAAAUUGAAUAAAAUUACUUUUGAUCAUUCGAAAUAAAUUACAGUAAAUAAAGUUAAGUGCAUUUUACUAUUUUUGCCCCAUUAUAUAUAAGAUCGAACAUUCACAUUCGUCCUAUAUUAGUGAAUGUAAACUACAGAUAUUUGUGUUUAUCUAGUGAAAACUAUUCCAAAAUAUUAUAAAAAAUGCAGAUUAUAUAAUUUACCUUCUAUUUA
Ruditapes philippinarum (Manila clam) is the source of this 2282-nucleotide messenger RNA. RefSeq names its product fibropellin-1-like. The transcript is spliced from 14 exons. Gene Ontology annotation, molecular function: calcium ion binding. The coding region runs from base 96 to 1574 and encodes 492 amino acids. The record is from RefSeq and is a predicted model, not a curated record. NCBI's taxonomy places the organism in Eukaryota, Metazoa, Mollusca, Bivalvia, Venerida, Veneridae.